GCGAGAGUCGUGCCGGGGAGGGGUGCGGCGAGGGCCGCGGAAGGGUUAAGAGGAGCUUUUACUUGACUCACACGUGGGGGCGGAGAAGGGCCAAGCUUAGAACCCAUUUCCUGGCAAAAGAAUCCUUUUACUUCAGUUGGUCUCGGGCUCGGGAAGUCCCUAGGCGCCCGAUCUUCUGGCGCCGGGAGAAAACCAAAAAAAGGAAAAAAAAAAAAAAAAGAAAAAAAAAGAAAAGUAUAGAAAAUCUCCCUCUCUAUCAUUAAUUAUUGUUAUUUAUCUCGCGUGUAAUCCAUUCCUUCCUAGUGCCUCCUCCCUUUCCUGCUUCUCCUCCUCCUGUUGUAACAUGCAAUUAGCGAUCCUGCAGCCACAUUUCCAGGGGUGCUAAAGUUCAUUUCGCUUAUAGCCACCAUGGGGAAUGGGAUGAACAAGAUCCUGCCUGGCCUCUACAUUGGCAAUUUUAAAGAUGCAAGAGAUGCUGAGCAGCUGAGCAAGAAUAAAGUCACACACAUUCUCUCUAUCCAUGAUAGUGCAAGACCUAUGUUGGAAGGAGUUAAGUACCUCUGUAUUCCUGCCGCUGAUUCCCCUUCUCAGAACUUGACAAGACAUUUUAAAGAGAGUAUCAGGUUCAUUCAUGAAUGCCGGCUUAGAGGUGAGGGCUGUCUUGUACACUGCUUGGCUGGUGUUUCCAGAAGUGUGACCUUGGUGGUUGCUUACAUCAUGACGAUUACUGAUUUUGGCUGGGAAGAUGCCCUACACAUGGUUCGGGCAGGAAGGUCUUGUGCCAAUCCCAACUUGGGCUUCCAGAAGCAGCUGCAGGAGUUUGAAAAGAAUGAAGUUCACCAGUUUCGGCAGUGGCUAAAAGACGAGUAUGGGGAAGAUCCUUUGAAGGAUGCAGAAGAAGCCAAAAACAUUCUGGGUAAUUACAAAGAGCAAGCCCGUGCAGAACCACCCCAGCAGAAUCCCAGCGGGAGGCGGUGGAAUAGCUUUUCAACCCUGCCAUCGCUAGCCUGCAAUAACUAUACUACGGAGACCUAACUCAACAGGAUGCAGUCUUCUUCCUCUUCUUCUUCCCACUUGUCUUUCAUAUUUUCUGUAUGCAUUGUGGUAUGCUGGACCCCUUUACAGUACAGAUGGUGUGGGGAUUCGGAGGGCCGCCGGGGUGGCUGGGUGAUGGUGGUGGAGGUCUGAGAGUUGUAGUGGUGAAGGAAUCGGGACUUCUCCUAUGCAGAUCUUCAUGCUCCGAGCUCCCUCUCCUUGCCCUGCCCUUGCAGUCCCUCCCCCAAGCAGCCCCAGCCUUAGCUUGCUUUGCAAAAGGGGUGCUGCUGAGUUACAGUGUCCUACUGUGGAGGGGAGGGGUGUGCUUGCACACACACACAUGUGGGGGUCUGUGUGCACAAAUGUGUCCUUAUAUAUAUAAUGAUUAUACAUAUUAUACAUGUGUGUGUGUGUGUGUGUGUGUGUGUAUAUAUAUAUAUAAUACCACCAGUAUUAGAAUCAUGAGUAGCUUUUUGUGGGUCCAGGCCUCUAUGCACAAAUAUUUAAGCCAUUCAUUAACAAAAAAACUCUGGAAUAAAAUUGCACUGUAUGUGUGUGAGCUGACAUUUAAAAGAACUCAAGGACAUAAAUUGGAGGGCUGGAAGGAGGAGGACUCUUCCCUGGGAAACUAGUUUGGGGUGAUUUGGGGGAAUGUGGUCCUUUGAGAUCGUUCGCUGUCCAAUUAGCCUUGAGCCAGAGGACUCUGGAGGGCCAGGGUUUCUUCCAGGGGACUUUAGAGCUGUCUUCGGAUCAUCUUGGUCUAGUCCAGGUGGGGCUCCCCAUCUUCCUGGGAGGUGAGCAGACUGCUGAGGUCUGCCGGGUGUUGACCACUGGUCACUGUCCCACUCCUUGUCAGCAGGACCACCUCCAAGGUUCCUUCAUGCAUAGAUUUAUUUUUCGCCCCCACUCUGUAAUAGAUUUAUCUCAGGAUUCCUCUGUGUCUGUAGGGAUCUGUGUGUUGUGUCCAAAGAAAGUGUUUAUUAAGCACCUGGACAGUGUUCAUUAAUAAAUGCCUGAGCAUUGAUUAAGCACUUUUGUUUGUACUGUGGACUUGGGAGUUGACCUCAGCUACCUCAUAGAAAAUGGUUGGCUUUUUUGUUGAGGGAUUGCUUCUUUUUAAAAAUUUUAUUUUAUUUUUUUUAACUGAUUUGAACCCUGAUUAGACAUGCUCACUCUUUUUUGGAAGAGAAAUGGAAGGAUUUCAAUGUCCACCCAAGCCAACUGAGAAUUUCUAACUUUGGCUUGAAUACUGAUGCUUCUGAUGGGGCUGAACUUAAGUAUUAAAGCAGAGAACAGCAGUGUAUGGGAGCAGAAGUAUAACUUCUGCCUUGUGUGCACUGGGGAGCAGUAGUAGGUAUUAUUUAUUGGGCUCUGCUGUCUUCCAGGGAGUCUCCACUCCCUUGUGCCAAUUCAGACUUUUUAAGCACGCAGAGCUCCGAGAAUGAAAAAAUGUUCCCGUCCUCUCCCUAAAAAGAUGUUGCGACCCUGUUCCUCUGAAUGCCAUCACAAAAGAACCCCUGAAUAAGAAGAGAAGCAAGCUAUCCAGUGCAUUGUAGGGUCUGUGUUAAAGGUGAGCCAUCUGGGGGCAGGGAAGAGUGGAAUCCUAUAUUUCUAGAUAUAAGCUAUUUUGCCACAAACAUAGUAGUGGAGGAGGGAGAUGCUAUUGAUGUAGUUAUAACUUUGCACUUCAGACAACAACAGCAAAAAAAAUCCCUGCCUUUAAAAGCAUUUUUGUCAAGCCAAAAAGGAAAUUUUAUUUAAGUUAGAGUAUUGAGUUGUUAACUUCUAAGUACAUAAAUAUGUGUGUGUAUAAUUUAGAAUAUUUAAAUAUCAUGCAUAACCCAAAAUGCUGUUUUAAAUAGUGGUUGCCAGUGAUACUCUUUCUCUACAGCAACAGCCGGAGUUCUGAAAUAUUUGACUUUACUGAGAAGACUAGUGGACAGUUGAAGAUGUCUGCUUCUUCCCAUAUUUGCUGGGAGCCAUGUUUGCAUAACUGCAGUUUCUGAGCUUCCUCUCAGUGGACUGAGUUGCACUAUCAAAAGGAAAAAAAAAAGGAAAAUAAAUAAUUGUGAUUGUUUUCUAGAUUUCCAGUUUUAAAUGUCUACUGAUCUUGUUGAGGCUCCUGUCUUUUUUGAUUGAAAUGGGAUGCUCUGUUGUGACGCGAUGUAUGCUUUUAGGAACUGGGGUUACACUGUGGCCAAAAGAAAAUUAUUUGCAUGUUAGAAAUUUGUUUUAGUUGAUUUUUAAAUUUGGAUGACUUGGGGGAGGGGGAGGAGACAACAAUUCAUCAUAUUAGACUAAUUUUUCCCCCGAUCUGGUUUCUGGUGUAAUGCUGAUUGUUCUUAAACUUUAUUUGAAUGGAGAAGUUGGUGACUUCGAGGGGCUUUCAUCCCAUGAGCUCUUUGGCACCUCAGGGGGACACUGUGCAAAGCUUUUCACCCCAUUUGUAUUUUCUCCAUGAUAUAUAUCAUCUGUGACGUGUGUUUAAUCAAAGCUCCAUGUUUUUAUUAAUAAAGACUACCUUUCCUAACUUUA
Molecule: messenger RNA, 3570 nt
Organism: Sarcophilus harrisii (Tasmanian devil)
Lineage: Eukaryota; Metazoa; Chordata; Mammalia; Dasyuromorphia; Dasyuridae
Gene: DUSP22
Product: dual specificity phosphatase 22
Exons: 7
Coding region: 409-1035 (208 amino acids)
Biological process (GO): protein dephosphorylation; transforming growth factor beta receptor signaling pathway; positive regulation of JNK cascade
Cellular component (GO): cytosol
Molecular function (GO): protein tyrosine/serine/threonine phosphatase activity
Source: RefSeq, a predicted model, not a curated record